GGUCAAACACUUCCCAGAACGUAGACGGACAAACAUCUUCACACGCAGAACACUAUCCUUUUCCAAUCGGAACUGACACACUUAUCAUGCUCACGAGACCUCUGUACCAGUGGCUUGCUUCCCACACCACAUGCAAGACUACGACCUCUCCCGCCCUCUCGACUCCACGGGUCUCAGACAAGGGCUGACGAGCUACGGGGAUGCCCAUUUCUCCCUCUUCCUCCGCCGAGUGUUUAUCAAGGCGGCGGGAUACGGCGAAGACGCGCUCACCCGACCAGUCAUCGGAGUCAUCAAUACACAUUCCGGAUUCAGCCCUUGCCAUGGGAAUGUGCCGCAGCUCAUUGAAGCAGUCAAACGCGGGGUGCAGCUUGCAGGGGGUCUGCCGAUCGAGUUCCCGACGAUCAGCUUGCACGAAUCGUUCGCAGCGCCGACCAGCAUGUAUCUGCGCAAUCUGAUGAGCAUGGAUACGGAGGAGAUGAUUAAGGCUCAGCCGCUGGAUGCUUGCAUUAUGAUCGGAGGAUGUGACAAGACGGUUCCCGCCCAACUCAUGGGCGGAAUCUCUGCAAACAAGCCUAUUUUGCCCCUUGUGACGGGUCCCAUGAUGUCUGGAUCGUACAAGGGCGCUCGUAUUGGCGCGUGCACAGACUGCAGGAACAACUGGGCGAAUUACAGGGCUGGCGUGAUUGAUAUGGAGGACAUCGCAGCGCUCAACGAUGAGCUAGCGCCUACUGUUGGAACGUGUGGUGUGAUGGGCACCGCGAGUACUAUGGCCUGUAUCACGGCUGCUUUGGGCCUGAUGCCGCUCCGAGGCGCUUCAGCUCCAGCUGUCUCUGCAACUAGACUGAGGGUUGCCGAAGAAACCGGACGAAACGCGGUACACGCUGUGUCAGAUGAACACCGCCCACAGACCAUUCUGACGCGGGAUUCGUUUCUGAAUGCGAUUACUGUGCUUCAGGCCAUCGGGGGCUCCACAAAUGCUGUAGUCCAUCUCAUGGCCAUCAUCAACAGACAUCCCGCUGUUUCUGGGACAAUCUCCCUUGACACAUUCGACGAGAUCGGGCGGGUGACACCCUUGCUUGUCGACUUAAAGCCUAGCGGAGACAACUACAUGACAGAUUUCCACAACGCAGGUGGUAUGGAGGCCCUUCUGCACAAACUACGUCCGCUCCUCAAGCUGUCUGCGCGCACGAUCACGGGCCAGACGAUGGGGGAGGUCCUGGAUGCCUCUCGGAUCCACGAUUUUGCGUAUGCUGACGAGAUCGUUCGGCCGCUUUCAAAUCCACUCUACCCGCGCUCGUCUAUUGUCGUUCUCAAGGGCAAUCUGGCACCCGGCGGAGCAAUCAUGAAGGCCUCCGCGUCCAAGUACCGGCACUUGCUCGCCCAUUCAGGUCCGGCGGUUGUCUUUUCCGACACUGGUGAUCUGGCGCGCCGGAUUGAUGACCCGGAUCUGGAUGUCACACCCGACUCGGUCCUCGUUCUACAAGGCAUCGGGCCCAUCGGCCAUCCGGGAAUGCCUGAGGCAGGCCUGAUCCCCAUUCCCCGGAAACUCGGUGCCACCGGUGUACAGGAUAUGCUCCGCAUCUCCGACGGUCGGAUGUCUGGAACUGCAGGCGGGACGAUUGCGCUGCACAUCUCUCCAGAAUCAGCUAUCCCCGACUCGGUAUUUGGCAUCAUCAGAGAUGGGGACAUCAUCCGGUGUGAUGUCGAGAAUCGGUUACUGCAACUCGAAGUCGGGGAGGAGGAGAUCGCGCGACGCAUCGAACAGAGAAAACAGGUGGAUCUGUCAACCCGUGGAUCUCCAAAACGGAUCAGAGGUUACAGGCAUCUUUAUGAGAAGAGCGUGAAUCAGGCAGAAAUGGGUGCAGACUUCGACUUUUUGGUAGCUUAAUGUACCCAUAAGUUGCUUUCGAAAUGCCUAAGAUGUCCCUUGUUCAGACUAGACGACUGGAAACGGUAAAGCACGAUCAUGUGACCGCGAGACCUCGGCUUAACAUCAUCGAUGACAAGUACAUGGAAGUUGAACCCAUUCCGACCGGGCUUGUUCAAUUGUUCACGGCCAGAUAAACACGUUUGACCAACCGCUCAGACUCAAAUUCUUAGAAGACUCAGAAAGUCACGGCCGAGCCCGGAUCAAGCCUCGUGGUCCUCAGUAGUGAUGGGCCCUAGAGACCGCCAUUACCUGAACCGCGACAACCGACGUUCGUAGACCAUGGCUUCAAAUUCUCAAGCGUCAUCCUCCAGGCAUCAGAGACGCAACACCGACAAUGCUCUACUAUACUCUUCCUUUACAUCCAGCAACGUAGAUCCGCCACGGCCUCGUCCAACUCCUGCUAGCGCUGCGCCGGUCAUCUCCUCACCAUCCUCGCCGCGGACCCAAUCCUUCUCCACACGACGCCCAGAAGACAGAAAUCGGAGCUCGGGGAGGGAUAGGGCUAACAGGGACACCCCCCAAUCACCCCAAAGCGUCGCCGCCCUCUCAUCCAACAUCGCUGCAUUUCUCGCGAAACCAAGCGGCAGCCCGGGCCCCAGCUCCCACCGUGCACCGAAGGUACAGCGAACUCAUUCAGAAGCAUCGAGUACACCCGGUAGUUUCAAAUCGGCCAUGAGCCUGUCCCCAUUCCGAUCACGAUCGAAGAGCGGGCGCGGGCCCAGCCUGUUUGCGGAUCUCCCGCCUUCGUCGCCGGCUCCGAGCAGCACUCCUUCGAGGCCAGAUUCAGGCAAGUGGGUAACAGCGGAAUCUGGGUCUCCGAGCUCGAGCAGGUCGAGACGGAGUGGCGCUUCGAGGCUGUUCAAGGAUCGCGUCCGGGAUGUAGAGAAGGAGGGUACGGUCGCGAGGCCAAGUCGGGUUUGGGUCUCCUCCCCCUUGGCAGCGGCGGUCACCUCUCAUCCUUUGGAGAUCGAAGUUGCGCGGAAAGCUGAAAUGGUUGAGGACGAUGUAGGACCUCAAUCUGCUGAGGCUGUCAUCUCCAGGCCAGUAGACGAACCUCAGCAGACCGAACCUGUGGAACCAGUCCACGACGCAGCAACCGAGCAGUCUACUCCCCGUCCCUCACCAGCUGCAAUACCGGUUCGUGAAUCGCCCGUGGCGCCAGUGUCCGCCCUCAGCCCAGAAACAUCUCCUCCCGAAUCGAAAAAACCACCCGAUACAAUCUUGAAUGUGGCUCAAAAGAUCCGCGGGCUGAUGCACUCUCUCCCUGGACUAUCUCGCUCUGCUGCAGGUCCCUCGAAUUCUGUCGCGGACCGCGUGAUUGUCGACGGCGACGGCCGUCCCAUUGGACCCCCUGGUUCUGCAGAACUAGAUCCGGAACUCAUCUCUAUACUGUCAAACUCGAGCGUCAUGAGCGGGUCUGGUGGCAACAGAGAGAGUGUCUGGAGCAUGCUCGAUGCGAUUUCGCCACCGCCGACCGGCGUCGCGACCCCCAGCAGUGUUGCAGAGAGCUAUGAUUUCGUUGGCUCGGACCGGUCGAGUGUGAUGAUGUACUCGCCUCUAAUUCCUGGUGCUGGGUCUGUUGUUGAGCUGGCUGAGCAGGAAGAGAUAAUCGACAGCCCUUUGGUGACUGCGACUGAGCUUGGUAGCCCUGGGGCACCAGCUCCGCAAGGCUGGUUCUCGUCUGUAUUGGCCACCUGGUCAUUCAGCGGCCGGCAAGCAGAUGCUGAGCCCCCGCGUCCAGUGCGUCGAUGGAAGCCGUCGAUCACGCAUCUCUCAUUCGAGACCAUCUGGUGGGGGUACCGAAUAUAUCUUCCUCCCCCGGUGCUUGACAUCUUGGAUGAUCAGUCUGUCGAGGCAGCGCGAAGAGCCACUGUAAUCACAGCCGCAUUGACUUGGUUCUUCUCCAACCUGCCCAUCACUGCAUUCCCACCUCCGUUGCAGCCAGCAAUGGUACUUCUGCAAAGACUCGUUCCUUUGGGCUCGUAUCUAGGCACCUUCAUAUCUUGGAGCUGGAGCACCAUCCGAGGCUUUGACCAAGGACACGGCGUGAUCCUCACUGCAACAUGGCUUCUGCCUAUUGCCGUCAUCCCCGGGACAUGGCAUUCUCACGACGUUCCACUACCUUCGCCUGCACCCAAUCCUCCUGUUUCCCUUCUGCAAGCCAUGUCAGAAAUCUAUUCCGAAUCGGAUGGAUCGCCAGUGCAGCAAGAGCAGCAGCAACAACAACAACAACUGCUGACACCAUCCACCAGCUCGCCACAGUCCGACACGCACUCCGUAGCCUUCACUCUGCUGUCUCCGCUGUCUUUCUCGACGCCCUUGUCAUUUCCCUCCGAUUCGAUGCUCCUCCGUCCAGAAUCGGAGUCCGUGUCGAGUCCCGCAGAAUCGGUAUCAGAUGUCUCCGGCGGGUCGAGAUUUAGUAAACUGCGCAACGUCUUGCGUUGAUGCGCUCUGGCUGUCAUGUCACGCAACGGAGAUUGGCUGUGGGCGCAUGGUGAAGCGGAGUUUCUCCCCCUCUGUUGCUGCGAUCGGACGCCUUGGAUCAUCGCUACAGCCCUCUCUCGCUCUGCAUCCAGUCGAGAGCAGAUCCAGCGAGAAUGUUUGCGCGCAGUCACAUGCCAUCGCUGAAGGGGACAACGGAGAAAUCUGGCCGUUUUGGAUGGGAGCGCAUAUGAACAUGCGAUGAUAGCCUACUUACCCAGCCCGCAAUCUCUCUGUAGAAUGCCAGAAAGAAAUCAUCCACGGAGAUUACUGUAGAUUAGAUACGAUAACGAUCAUGAUCGGAUGUGCCACGGCGCGUCAACAAGACCUCACUGUACGCGAUCCCUUGUGUCUGACCACCAUGUCGCAUGGCGGAGGAAAAGACGAACCGUCGUUCUUCGAGCGCGAGCGCGAGCGAUUGACGCGCGACAUUAAAGCGGACUUUGUCGACGUGCUGUCCUCCACCAACGACGUCAACCGCAAACUGGAGGAAGUGCUCGGGAUGACGCGGGAAUACGCGACGAUUGCUGCGCUGUGGGACAGCUUCUACCAGCUCAUGAAGGAAUCAGGGCUCCACGCGGAAGAGGAGGCACAGGAGGCUGUAUCCCCGGCAUCCCCAAUGCAUUAACCUUCCCAAUGCACUGUCCAUAUCGCG
This is a messenger RNA of Mycena citricolor, 5066 nucleotides long. The record is from the annotation of a GenBank genome assembly. Lineage: Eukaryota; Fungi; Basidiomycota; Agaricomycetes; Agaricales; Mycenaceae.